UGUACAGCACAGAGAUACAGACAUGACACCUACAAUCAUCUCAAAGGAGCAUCUCCCUCUCAACAACAAGAUGAGAAAGCCGACAGUGGAGAAGAUGCGCAGAGAACGUAUCAACAGCAGCAUUGAGCAGCUCAAGUGUCUUCUGGCUCCAGAGUUCCUCAAGCAGCAGCCUGAUUCCCAGCUGGAAUAUCCAGAUAUCCUGGAGAUGAAGACACAGAGAAGACACUUGCAGAACCUGCAGACAUCAUGUGAGCAGAACAGGAGGAAAAGUGUCCUGCCUCAGCUGAACUCCUCAGACCAGAACACCUUCAGUAAAGAGAUGAAUGUCAACAAGAGCGCCGUCUGGAGGCCUUGUUAGAGCCCUACAUGAACUGAUCAUAGACAAAACAAUUCUGUUUCUUGUUCUAGUUCCUCUAUGGAAAAGAUAUUUGUACUGUAAAGUACUCUGAUGAUUCAGUCUUCUAUGAAGUCUCCAUGUAAAGAAUUCCAGAUGGGAAAAUAUACUGAUGUCUAUAUUAGACAACAUUACCUUUUAUAAGAAGCUUGAUUUUCCAUUGUUUCUAACAUACUGAAGUUUUAUUCUAAAAGCUGAUUCAGAGGCAAUUUGCACAUCAAAUGUGAUAUGAGAUGUUUUCAUUUCGGAUAUUCAUGUCAUGGCAAGAAUCUGACUCAUUAUAAACUCUGUGCUGUUUAUUUCAAGUGGCUCAAAUUGGGCUCAAAUUUUACCACCACUGA
Xyrauchen texanus (razorback sucker) is the source of this 735-nucleotide messenger RNA. Its product is annotated as transcription factor HES-5-like. Gene Ontology annotation, molecular function: RNA polymerase II cis-regulatory region sequence-specific DNA binding; DNA-binding transcription factor activity, RNA polymerase II-specific; protein dimerization activity. NCBI's taxonomy places the organism in Eukaryota, Metazoa, Chordata, Actinopteri, Cypriniformes, Catostomidae. Gene Ontology annotation, biological process: regulation of neurogenesis; regulation of transcription by RNA polymerase II; anterior/posterior pattern specification. Bases 23 to 358 code for a protein of 111 amino acids. The transcript has 2 exons. Gene Ontology annotation, cellular component: nucleus. The record is from RefSeq and is a predicted model, not a curated record.